Messenger RNA from Trichobilharzia regenti, 1321 nucleotides. NCBI's taxonomy places the organism in Eukaryota, Metazoa, Platyhelminthes, Trematoda, Strigeidida, Schistosomatidae. The record is from the annotation of a GenBank genome assembly.
AUCUUUAUAUGUGCAUCAUUAUACAUAUAUGUAUACAUGUAAAACUAUUUAGAAUAAAAAAAGACUAUAAAUACCUGGGAGGAAAGAUCAAUUCUACAAGUGCACGUACUUUCCUAGUUCAUUGACUUUAGGUACACAGGCUACGAAACGUACAAAGGGUAAAAAAGACGAAAACAAAUUUAAGCGGUAAUACAAAAAAAAAUUACACAUUUAUUUAAUUGGAUACCAGUUAACCAGUCCAGUCCUAUGGAAUAUAAUCAUCAGUAUUAUUCAAGCUAUUCAUCAGAUAUUGACAAUAAUUAUUACAAUAACGAUGAUGAUGAUGAUGCUGAAAUCGAGGAAUUCAAACGAAAAACUGAAGCAGGUCGUAAAGCACGUCAAAGGGCUAAACAAGACAUUGAACGCGAUAUGGAAAAUACAAUCACGCAAGAUGUCCGUCAAUUAGCACGUAAAGCCUCUGAUACUGUACUCAAUGAAUACGAUGAAGCAAGACAAAGAGCUUGGGCAAGAGAUCAACAAACUUUGGAUUACAUUGAUGAAAUAUUAAGGAAUGCUGACAAAGCACCAUAUUAUUUACCAUCUUCACAAUUGAAUGUAAGAAGAAGUUCAUAUAAUCGAUUUACGGAUAUGCGUAAUGGAGAUAAAUCGAUGAAACUGAAUACAAAUGAACGUUCAUCAAAUGGUCAUCUGGAUAUACUACCGCCAGUCAACGGGAAAUUGAGAGAGUCAAGUUCAACUGAAACGGCAAGACAAAAGAUGAGAAGAGUAGAGGAACGUUUGGAAGGUAUUUUAGACUAUGAAUUACCAAGUGCUGAAAGUUUCAAGAAUAUGCGUCAUUCAUUAAGAGACAUUCAUGAUAAAAUGUCAAAGCAUCGAUUAAUUCUGGAUCGUUAUAGUUCACUCGACUCAGGGGACAAUGAUAAUGACAACCGUAAAGUAUCUGAGAGAAUCGACGAGAAAUACAGAGAAUUAGAAGAGAGAAUGCCGUGUUUAACGAUGUCUUCAAGAGCACAAGAAAAAGAGAAACGCACGACUCGUUUUGAUCCAACCUUUAUUCCAGGUUAUUCGACUGGUUUAAGUAUAACUAAUUCUGUACAAAAUGCAGAACUUCGCGGUCGUAUUAGAUCAUUACUGUCACGGACCAAACGUACUGGUUAAGUGUCAGAAGUCAAUAAAUGCAAAGAAGCAAUCAUUGUGCACGUUGAUGAUUAAUUAUAGGGCUUAAAACUAAUCUGCUAUACACAAUAUCUUAAUUAGAAAACUUUAUAUUAUAUAUCAUAUAUAUAUAUAUGAAUUAUUCAUAAAGUUUACGUUAAAAGUG